This is a messenger RNA of Cetraspora pellucida, 1608 nucleotides long. The record is from the annotation of a GenBank genome assembly. NCBI's taxonomy places the organism in Eukaryota, Fungi, Glomeromycota, Glomeromycetes, Diversisporales, Gigasporaceae.
AUGGAUUCCUCAUUUAUUCUUUUUAAUAUUCCUGAUUAUGUUAGUGAAAUAAUUUGUCAUUUAUUAGAUGAUCAUAAAGCACUUUUCUCUUGUGCUUUAGUCAAUCGGUCAUGGUGUAGAUCUGCUAUUCCUCUGCUCUGGAGUGAUGUCUUUAACAAUCAUUUAUCUCAUAAUAAGGAAGUAAAAAUUAUUCAUACUUAUGUAAAAGGUCUUCCAGAAAUUCAAAAGAUAAAUUUGAUAAACAACAAUUUAAUUCUUCAAGAUUUCAAAACAACUUUGUUUGAUUAUCCAAAAUAUUUACGGGUUUUGAAUUGUCUUUAUUUCGACAAUGCAUUAUAUUCUUGGUACAAUGCUGUCAUUAAACCCGGCGUUGAUAUUACUGAAUCUCAAACCACAUUUCUUCAUUGUAAUCUAAUAAUCAGUCAACAUAUCUUAAAUAAUUCUGCCGGUUUAUGUGCCUUAUAUCUAAGUUAUCAUUAUACACCUAAUAGAAGUUGUUUUAUGCAUCUUCCUUUAGAUCCAUUCGUGAAAGAUAUUUGGCAUACUUUUUCAAAAUUAUCUGAGUUACAUAUAAAUUUCCCUGUAAAUACAUUAAAUAUUUCACUACUUUAUGAGAAAUUAUCUUUACAUUCUCAUAAUCUUCAAAAAUUUUUUAUCACUUCACCGGGUACUUAUACUCCUUAUCAAUCUGAAACAUGUAGACACUUAUUCCAGCUGAUCAAUUCUCAACAUAACCUUCAACAUCUUACCAUUUUUUUUUCUUGGCCUAAUUCUCAAUCUCCUUUAUUUUUCUCGGCACUUUCAAGUCAAUCCUAUUCUUUAAGAUAUCUCGAAAUGAGCGAUUUCUAUGACAUCCCUCUCUUAAUUGCUUCUUGCUUAUCAUCUUUUAACCUGGAUACUUUGAAAUUCUUUUAUUGUUACAAACUAAACUUACGAAUAGAUCCAAGUCCUAUACCAGUUUUAUCUUCGGAUUGUCAAUUUCGAAUUAAAAACUUAAUUAUCUCUGGGGCUCAUUAUUCUGUACUUAAUCCUUAUUUUUCUUUAAUCAUUAAAACGGCUGGUUCGAAUUUGCAAAGGAUCUCUUUUAAUGGCUGUGAUAUAGACUUAAUAAAUACAAUUGCUGAUUAUAGUUCGAACCUUACUUGCCUGUCAACAAUUAUCAAUUUCUCAAUAUUUAAUUGCUUUUUACAAGCACUCUCAAGAUUAAAGAAGCUUAAAUACUUGGAAAUAAAAAAAUCAAGGAAUGAUAGAAAAUUUACCAAAGUAAUGAUUCCAAGAAUUGCUAAAGCAAUUCCUGCCACUCUAGAAGAAUUGGAUUUCAACUUAAGAACUGCUCGUAAUAUUUUUGAAGAACGGGAUCUCAAAGCAACUGAUCAAGAACAUUUAAACGUAUUUCUCAAAGAGUGUAACGUUCCUUUAUCCAAAUUAACUAUCCAUAUGUAUGAACUAAAUAAUGAAUCUUUGAAUAUUAUAAUAGAUUAUGCAGUUAGGAUUGGUAGUUUGAAAGAGUUACGUUAUGAUGCUGAUGGACGUUUUACAAAUAAUGCUCUCUUAAAGGCAGAAAAGAUUAUACCUAUAAUUACAAAUAUUACUAAAGACCUAUAUUGA